This is a messenger RNA of Mangifera indica (mango), 2777 nucleotides long. RefSeq lists its product as uncharacterized. The record is from RefSeq and is a predicted model, not a curated record. Gene Ontology annotation, molecular function: microtubule binding. The transcript is spliced from 9 exons. Lineage: Eukaryota; Viridiplantae; Streptophyta; Magnoliopsida; Sapindales; Anacardiaceae. The coding region runs from base 180 to 2414 and encodes 744 amino acids.
GCCGCUUCUCCAAAAUUCAAAAAAUUCUCUUCCUCUAAUACAAUACAACCAACCAAGGUUAGAAUAUUGGCUGAGUUUAAUUCGGCGACUCAGUUCCAUUUUCAAACGAUCUCCUGAAAUCGAUCCAUUGGGGUCAAAAUCAAAUCAAUAUUGAUUUUGAUCUUUUACUGAUCUCUGCAAUGGAUGAGGCCGAGAAACAGAGCGGUCUCGAAAUUCGACAGCUUAGACCGCUCAGUCUCAUCGACGUAUCGUCUGAAGACGAUUGCCUGAUCGAUUCGGCUUUCUUUAGCCCUCCACAUCAUCCAUUUUCAGAGAGUCAGGUCCAUAAAAGUGUGAAGUUCUUGGAGCCUUUUGAAGCUUUGGAAACCACAUUUAACUCCCCUGAAGUGAGGGAAGAAGAAUCUCAGCCUAUUGAAUCAUUGGAAUCAGGAGAGACAAGAGGUGGAAAAUAUAAUUUGCGCAAAAGUUUAGCAUGGGAUACUGCUUUCUUCACCAGUGAAGGAGUUUUGGAUUCUGAGGAGCUCUCCAGUAUGAUUGGAGGCACAGAGAAAAGUGAGAAACGUGUAUUGCCUGGAAUUCAAGAAGACAUCCAAAGAUCUACAGAUUCACUAUCUACAUUAGGAGGUGAGACUUUGACAAUACAAAGUUCCGAAGCUGAUUUGUUUAAAGAUAUAAGAGCUUCAAUCCAGAAAUCUAGCCGAGUGUCCAAUGUGGCAAAUUCAAAUAAUGAGAAGAAAUUAGGGGUAACAGAUUCCCAGACUAUACAGUCUUCAAAGAAUGCAGAUCUUGCACCUCAAGAUAAGAUGAAGCCCAAAAUUGCUUGCAGAAAGCCUAGUGCUGGCACUCGAGGACCUGGAAAAGCAGCAAAGAAGACCAGUGUUCAUCCACAAUCCUCACAGUCUGUUGUUGCAAAUGGAGAGUUGACUUCAUCUCCUGGUAAACCACCCAAGGCACAUGGUAGAAUUAACCUCAUCCCAGAGCCAACUAUAUCGACCAAGAGGGCUUCCAUGGGUGCUAACCAUGAGAAAUUGGAAAAACAUAAUCAAAAAAGCGCAUCCGGUAAAGGAGUUCCAACAUCAAAAAUACCUUCUUCUGGUUUACGGAAUGUUUUUCCCGGGCCUACACUACCCUCUAGACCUUCUUUGCAUUCUUCAGCUGCAACCAAAACAGAGCUUACAACUUCUUGUUCCUCAAUUGGUAGUUCUGGCAGUGCUUCAUCUGACAGCAUUGGUAAAAUUUCUGUAAAUUCCAUGAAAAGGAAAAUUAAUUCUGGAGUUGGUAAUGCUUCUUCCACUGGUCCAACUGUCAAGUCCAUCUCAAGAACUGCACUAAAGGGUAAAAUUCAGUCAGGAAGUUCGCAUCUUACGGCUCAUCUGAGCUCGGUCACCAAGCACUCUACUAGCAUAUCACCAGCUAGCUCUAUCAGUGAAUGGUCCUCAGAGUCAAUUGCAUCAACUUCUACUGCUAACCAAAGAUGUAGUAGUAUAAGGGCUAGCGUAGACUCUUCUUCUUCCAAAUCAGUCUCAGUAGACAAUGAUGCCUUGCAAGGUGAAUGUUUGAAGGGAGCUUCAAUGAAAACUGGUUCAAUUUCUUGUCCAUCUUCAAAACCCUCUGGCCUUCGACUGCCAUCACCAAAAAUUGGCUUUUUUGAUGGGGUCAGAUCAACUGGGCGGACUCCCAAACGAAGUCCUGGUGUAUCCCGUGCCUUGCCUAAAACUGGGGCUGGAAGCACUAGCCCAAGUGGAGGCUCAAACAAGUCAAGACUUGGAAAGACUCAACCGGCUAGAACUGCAUUGCCAGUUAGGAAUAUCAAACCUCAUGCUCAGCAAACUGCCAUGAUGGCAAAACCUGUAUCUCCUUUACCUCAUCAAGAAUCCAUAACUGUCACAAAGGUCUCUAGCGCUUCCAAAAAUGUAAAAAGCCCUCUCGGAUCUUCAAGAUAUCAGAGUAGAAUGUCUCCUAAAACUGGAGGGGAAAGUGUUCAGAAGGCUGAGAAAGUUGGCUCUAAAGGACAUCACAUAAGCACUCAAAACUCCAGUUUGGCAGUAAAGAAAGGCAAUUCAAGUGUCCUGAAACAAAACAUGAGCCCCAAUAGCAACAGUAGAGCCAAUAAACCAGAUUCCAAGUUCACUACUGUAAAGGAAGGACUCCAGGGUUCUCGCAAAUUAAGUUCCACUUCUGAUGCUGAAAAUAUCAAUCCGUCUCAACAAGUGGGUGAAGGAGCAAAAUUUGGCGAAAAAUUCCUCAACAAUGAUUCAGGUUUGCUUCAUAAUUCAAAUGAGAAGGACAAAGUUCAUCUUGAAGAUCAAGUGAAUGAUCUGACCAAACAAGUUGGAGCUAUGGAUAUAAAUUUGGACAAAGGGAAGAAAGUGGUCUCAUUUUCCCCAGAGAGCAUUCUGGCAGAAAAGAACUAAGCUGGUGCAAUAAUUUACCAGCAGCCGCAUUUUUAUACAGGAAUCUUGUAAAAUCUCAGGUCUAUACGGAGAAAUUUCUUUAUUGGAAUUGAGCGGAAAGGGAACCAUUUGAUACAAGAGUAUGCAUGAAAUCAAGAGUGGAAAUCAUUUUGGUGGUUUGCAUUUUAUGUAUAUCUUAUACAUAAAAUUCGUGAAAGGUAAUUUAUUUUAUUUUAUUUUUCUGAGAAAUCCACUGAAGUCCGGAGUACAGUACUAUUAAACAUUGUGUCUGUAACGUGUUCCUUUUACCAAUACCGCUUUCUGUAUGAAGUUUAAGCAUACUUGCAUUUUCUUAUAAUGAAUCUCAGGAGGCCAUUUUGUCCA